Molecule: messenger RNA, 964 nt
Organism: Coregonus sp. 'balchen'
Lineage: Eukaryota; Metazoa; Chordata; Actinopteri; Salmoniformes; Salmonidae
Source: the annotation of a GenBank genome assembly
GAGGCCCUGCAAAGAAUAAUAUCCACAUUGGCCAAUAAAAAUGAGGAGCUCCAUAACUUCAUGGAAACACUUAGUCACUCUCUGGCUGGUGUCCAGGUAAGACAUACAUAAUAACAGUCAGUCAAUUACAUUAAACAUAUCAUACAGCAAUAAUAAUCUUGAUAUUACAAUCUUGUACAGUAAUUUCCAUUGACCAAAUAUGCCAUGUUAAUCAAUCUGUAGACUCUCGCGAUGCAGAGAUAUGGUUCUGGGUUACGAGGUGAAUCAAUAUGUGUGAUUGUGACAGGUGUAUCACUAUGUGUGAUUGUGACAGGUGUAUCACUAUGUGUGAUUGUGACAGGUGAAUCACUAUGUGUGAUUGUGACAGGUGUAUCACUAUGUGUGAUUGUGACAGGUGUAUCACUAUGUGUGAUUGUGACAGGUGUAUCACUAUGUGUGAUUGUUGACAGGUGUAUCACUAUGUGUGAUUGUGACAGGUGUAUCACUAUGUGUGAUUGUGACAGGUGUAUCACUAUGUGUGAUUGUGACAGGUGUAUCACUAUGUGUGAUUGUGACAGGUGUAUCACUAUGUGUGAUUGUGACAGGUGUAUCACUAUGUGUGAUUGUUGACAGGUGUAUCACUAUGUGUGAUUGUGACAGGUGUAUCACUAUGUGUGAUUGUGACAGGUGUAUCACUAUGUGUGAUUGUGACAGGUGUAUCACUAUGUGUGAUUGUUGACAGGUGUAUCACUAUGUGUGAUUGUGACAGGUGUAUCACUAUGUGUGAUUGUUGACAGGUGUAUCACUAUGUGUGAUUGUUGACAGGUGUAUCACUAUGUGUGAUGGUUGACAGGUGAACUCCACACAAGUAGUGUCAGACCUGGAGGAGGAGUUUGAUACGUUAUUCGCCGUCCUGGUUGAGAUGAAGGAGAGCAUGACCAACAACAUCAAACAGGAGGGAGCCAAGAAGACACAGGAACUACAG